Molecule: messenger RNA, 6116 nt
Organism: Malaya genurostris
Lineage: Eukaryota; Metazoa; Arthropoda; Insecta; Diptera; Culicidae
Product: titin-like
Exons: 5
Coding region: 388-4521 (1377 amino acids)
Biological process (GO): DNA damage checkpoint signaling; positive regulation of transcription by RNA polymerase II
Cellular component (GO): nucleus
Molecular function (GO): histone binding
Source: RefSeq, a predicted model, not a curated record
CGUUCUUGGCAACGCUGGCUCGCGUGCAUUGAAAAAGCAAAGCGACUCGUUCGGGCUCGGCUAAACAAAAAUUAACUGUGUUUUUCGCUGAAAUCAGUGUCGAAAAAGUUAAAAGAGAGCGCAAAUCAAUAUAGUGAUUGUGAAAACAGUGAAAGUUGAUUGGUGGAAGUGGAUUUACAUGUUUAAAACUGCCGGGAAAUAUUUAGCUUCUGGGCUGCUGCUGGACAUCUUUCUUCGUUCUGUGUGAAAUACUUGGCAUAAGGGGACAGCGUUCCAUCGCUUUAGUAGGUGUGAAAGAGAUACCGGAUUGUAAAACUUGCCGGGAGUGAGCGAAACGACGACGAGGCAGUAAACCAGAAAAAGUUUCGGCGUUAUAGCAAAGGAAAAAUGGAUGCGGAAUCGAACUUGACGGAGAAGAUCACCGUUUCUUCCAAUAGUGAUCCCACACCGAGUGAGCCGAUUGAUCCGGCUGUGCUAAAAGAAAAGGUUGCCGAUGAGCUAAAAUCAGCUGCCACGAUGAAGGGCGGUGGAGACGGGUUGGAUUCUCCACCUGAGAAGGAUGAUCUCCUAGAACAGCUAGAUCGUAUUGAAGCUAGUUCGGAAGUUGUGAAACCAGCAGCUGGAGGUGCAAAUCCCGACAACGAUGUCGAUAUGGAGAACGAUGAUCUGAUUCAGCGGCUGGAAGCCAUGGAAAAAGGUGAUGAAGAAGAAACAGCUUCCAACAGCGGGAAAAUGAACGAUGCGACUGCUGAUGUGGCCCAUCAGAAUGGACUGGAAAAGAGUAACGAAGCGGAUUCUUUAUCGGAGGAAGAAAAGCCAGCAAUCGACGAUGACAAAAUGGAUAUCGUCGAUGGAGGUACGGAGAAAAAGGAUGAUGUUUCUUCGUCUGAUUCAGCCGCAGUAGGAACGACAACGAACGGUGGACCAGAUCAUGAGCAACCGGAUGAACCAUCGAGCUCUGUCAAGCGACGACAUUCAGAAGACGAAGAAGCGGUUGAACCUUCAAGCAAGAAGCUUCAUGUAGAAGAAAGUUCCACUCAUAGCAUUGAAAAUCCGGUAGAAAAAAACAUACCAGUUCCGGAAAAGCCGACGGAAAAAAUCGAUGAACCCACGGUAGAAAGCGAUAAAACUGCUGAACCAGAGAAAGUUGAGGAAUCUCCAACCGAAAAUGAGCAAUCUGCAAUUGCCGAUAAAACAGUAGAAAAAUCGGUUGUAGAACCAGAACUUUUGGUGGAAGAAAAAUCAUCGAUCACUGAUGAUAAAUCGAAAGCGGAGACACAUGACCCUGCAGAAGAAUCUGUACCUCCACCGGGUCCGGAUCCUGUGGACUUGGCUUCACCGGAAAUUAAGGAAACUCCCGAUAAUCCUAGUGUGGUUGACAUUCCUUCGCCUGAUGACAGGGAACCAAAAGAAACUACAGACUCUGUAGCACCUGCAAGUAUGCGAUCAGAAUCGGAAGAAAUAAUAGACGAGGAAAAGCUUCUGGAAAGUGAUUCUAAAUCUACUGAGUCCGACGUGGAUCUAACAUCUCCGGCUGAGACCGAAAAACUAGUGGAAUCAGAAUCAAUUGCAGUCGAUCAACCACAGGAAAAAACAGAAACAGAACAGGCUGAACAAGAGAAAAAACUUGUCGAUCAAAAUCCGGAAUCAAAAGAAGUUGUUUCCAACGAAAAACCAGAUCAAACAUCUGCCAACGUUGCUGACAACGAAAAUGUUGAAGAUGGACUAGAAGUAAACGAUCAUUCUUCCCAAGACAAACAGGACAACAUCGAAACCGCCGCAGAAGUACAGCCUGAAAAAGCACCAGUCAUUGAAGAAACAUCCGUAUUAAACCCCCCGCCAGAAGAUGUUCCUAAAACGGUAGAAAAAGAAGAUGCCCAACCGGAGCCAUCCUGCGAUCCCCAGCAGGAAAACGAAGUAGAACCGAAAUCCGAGUCGCUUCCAGAUACCGAACCUAACACGGAGCCAAAACUAUCUCCGGUGGAAGAGCAACCAUCUAGCUCACUUCCGGUAUCCGAAUUGAAAAAUGAAAACACCAUCACAUCUUCCUCGGAACCGAAGGAACCCGUUGAAACAAGUUCCACCGACACGAUCGAGUCAGCUGAACAGCCUACCGAAGCCGACACGGUUACCAGCUCCGAUGAGAAACCUUCAGCAGUGGAUGCAGAUCCAGUCGUAGAGGUUGACUCAACACCCGAAGUGGAGGUUGCAGUUCCUGCUGUUGUUGGCAAGCAACCGGAAGAAUCCGACGAAGCCAUGGAAGUAGAUGUGGAACCCACGAUUGAAGAGCCUUCUCAGGUGGCAGUUUCCGAAGCUCCUUGCAUUAAAAAGCAAGCUUUCGAAUGCACAGAUAAGGAUGAUGAAGAGGUCAAGGAAACGACUUCAGCACAAGACGAUGUAGUGUCGGUUCCUUCCCCGAAACCAGCUGCCGUCGCUUCGAACCCAAUCGAAAAGGCAGAAUCCAUGGAGGUUGAUUCCGAUCCAGUACCUACACAAAGCGGUCCCAGCGAUGGAGAUGUGACGGAAAGUAUGAACACUACCAGCGACGAGGCAUUCGAAUCUCUUGACAAGGCCGACUCAGCCAUCGUUGCCGACAGCCAGAGUGAUGCUGAUGUUGCUACAACAUCAGCGCAUAACAAAAACCUGGAUGCAACGGCUAGAUCCGAGAGUGAAUCCAAAGUGGACACAGCGAAACUGCUCGAUGACAGUAUUGAAUGUUCACUACCAACUUCCAGUUCGGAUAAACUGGCCGAUCGGCUGAAGCAACGUUUGGAUAUGAUCUCGAAUGGAAGCAGCACACCGAAUACUGCCGUCAGUUCCAGCAAUGUUUACAAUUCUACACCGAUUCAGAAGCAGUUUGAAAUCAGUUCGGAAAAUGUAAGCAAAAUUACCCGCCACUCGGUGGAUAACAGUCAGCAGGAGGAAGACGAACACAGCGCUAUUGUUGCGGACAAUUCCACCGUCGACGAAAAGGAUACCACAGUUGCGUCCACAUCGGGGGUUACCGGUUCAUCCGAGAUGGAAAAGGAAACAUCCACCGCGACCAAGGACACGGUCACCGUUGUCAAAGAUGAGAGCAGUUUGAAGACAACGGAAUCAUCCGAGGUGGAUUCAUGUACCGCUUCUUCCGCUCUCAACACGGCCGACGAGACGAACAUGUACGCCACCAAUGCGCGAAAAUUCAACGGCAUCUCUUCCACUUCCGGCUCGGAGCUGGACGAUAAAUCGGGCGCCCCAUCGACGAGCAUUACGACGGCAGCAGCCACCACAACCACGACCGUCAACAAGCUGGACCUUACUGCGGCUUUGACAUCCGAGGAAGCCUUGUACGAGGUUAGUGUUUGGUUCGAAGGAACAGAGCUGCAAUUUUUGUCCGUCGAAAGACUGGAACACAAAUCUCCGCCAGUUGGUGCUGCUGCUGGAACGGCAGUGACUGGUUCGACGCAUGACCUAACCGAUUCCUCAAAACAGUCCUCCAACGGAAGCGUCGGUAGUCUCGGUCCGUUUUCACUUCCACCGCCCCGUCCGGCAAUAGAUUCGGCUAUGUCACAUUCGAGCACAACCGAGAGCUCCUCCGGAACGAGUCACCUCAAGGCAUCACUGUCCAAAAGCAAACAUACAGUACGAGGUGCCAAGGCGCUUGCGAGUCUGAUGGUUGAGGAGUUCACCAAAAUUAAACGAGCCCUCGGCAAAGACGAUGAUCUUUCCGAUGCUGAACCGGACAAGUCAACGGCAAUGAAAACGCCCAAGGGUCGACCUUCUUCUGCUGCGAAGAAGACCACUGCCGGACGAAAGCGGACACAUUCGGACGUUGCCGAAGAGGAAGAACCAAAAGCGAAACAAUCGGCAAAGCAAGCGAAAAAGGGUCAGAAGUCCGUCGUCACCGAAUCGCCCGAAGUCGACGAAACCCCCAAGGAGGACACCUCGAACUACCUCUGCUGUCUGGCACGAUGGUCCGAUCGGAAGUAUUACGCUGGAAAGGUUACGGGAUUCAAAGGUGACAACAAAUAUAUGGUACUAUUCGAGGAUGGUGCUUCCAAAGCGCUCUCAAAGGACGUGAUUGUGAUUGGCGAUAAAGACACACUGCCAAUCAAGGGACACUCCGUCCAUGCAUUAACGGGUGGAGACACGUACGAGCCCGGUUUCGUACAGGAAAUCAAGCGAAAUGAAGACAACGAAGUGGUGUACGCAGUGCUUCUCGAUGAGGGAACCGUCGAAGUGACUGCCUCCGAUUUGUAUCUGACUGAAGAACAGGCAAAGGCGAUAAACAAGGCGUGCAAGGCACUGGAAACCGGCGAUGAAUUGCAAUCACCUCAGAGCAGUGGAAAACGGGGUGGAAGCGCUGCCAACACUCCACUUCUCAAAACUCCGGACGAACCGUUGGUGGCCAGUGCCGAGAAGGGAUCUCGGUCAACCAGGAGCAAGCGAGGUGGGGACAAACCGCAGACACCGGUCACACCGGAGGCUGGCUACUCGGGCGGUGUCGCCAAGAAGGGACGGCGUGGUCGAAGGCUUUCAUAAACGCCCCCAUUUCGGUGCGAUGCUCAAGCCCGGCAUACGUAGUUUACAUAAGUAAUAUGACAUCAAUAUGCAGAUAUAAAACCAACACAAUUUAUAGUCAAUAGAAGCAACAAAUACUAAAUUUUAGCUAUAUUCCAAUCAUAAUCAAAGUUGAGGAAAGUGCUACCGUGACAAAAAAAAAACAAACAAACAAACAACAACUGCAACAAAGCAGUGGGAGCGUCGCUGAAAAGUGAAGAAAAAAGGAAAUUAACUUUUAGAUAAAGAAAAACCCUGCCACCACACAACAGUCACCAAUCAUGCUCUAGAGUAUUAUUGAAAUAAUACUAUACUUAACUAAAUUAUACUGAACAUAACGAGAACGUCGCGAUUUGGCGCAGCUUAUAAAGAAUAUCAAAUUUCGCACUAGGCGUGAUUUAGGCAGAUCGAAUGUGUCAUGUUUUAGCAUCCAGGAAAAUCAAACGAAGGCUCGCCAAUUUUUGCAUUUCGGUGUUACUGCGAUUCAGAGAAGGAAGGCGGUGCUCCUCAGAAAGCUUAGUUUUACUCGCAAGCCAACACCGCGACAGUGACAAACACGCGAAUGAAUUUGGUCAGAUUUUUUGGCAUUCCUACAAACCAACAGAAACUAGGUCGGAACAAAUUGACUUUAUUUAUAAUUUUCUACUACUUUUAAACGGUAGAUUUAGGUUAACAUUUCUACAAUCAGUUCGCACGCUAACGGAAACGGAUUUAUUUCAAUGACAAAGCGUGUGAAUCUUCGUCUAUCUUUUAGUCUCUUACUGUACCAUUUACGACGAGAUAGUUUGACAGCGAAUGUACUAGGUUUUAGAAAUCUAAACAAGUGAAAUGUUUUGUGACGAAACAAUACAAUCUGUGUUCUAUGAUAGUCUCUUUUUUUUUCUUCUUCCCUCGAUCCGAUGGUUCUAAGAAUUUCUUCCGCACUGGACAGGGCAUAGUAUUUACUAGCAAAGCCACCGAGUAAGGAAAGCGGGAGAAAAAAAAAACGCGCAGUGUGAGGUAAAUGUUCCAGACUCCUUUUCAAUAGACCAGGAUAAUAUAUAAAAAAAAACAAAACAAAACUACAAAUCUCCGUCGUAAUUCGACUAGUAGCAUAGCGUAUAAGAGAAUGAACGUAUCUUCUAUUGUAGCAGGGUAAUCGAGAGACAGCAACCAGCAACAGAAAAAAAGUAUACAGAUAAAACAGCAGAUAGAGAUGGAUGUUCGUUUCUCGUUGGGCACUAAGCGGAGAACUAAAAAUAUGAAACGUUCCAAAACAAAUGCAAAAUUGGCUUACAAAGUUAAAACACUCUCGUAGUACACACUCUCUAUUGACGUAACUAAAUUAGUCCCAGCAGUGGUCGCUGUUUAUGAUCGUUAAAUCGAGUGAAAAGGUGUGAAAAAUCUCUUGCAACUGCUAUAUCGGUAUUAUUUAAAGGACACUAAGUAGAAUCAGAAUAUACAGUACAUAAACAAACAAGCAGAAAAAAAAAUAAACGCUAACUAAAUAAGCGUUGAAAGGAGCAAGAAACUAUACUGGAAAUAGAAAUUUUAAAAAUUAAAGAAUACAAAAAUAAAACGUAAAUAUUCUUAACAAA